CAUCAUUUUUCAGUAAUGUCUUUAUCAAACAAACUCUCCAUUCGUGACCUCGAUCUUAAGGAUAAGCGUGUCCUCAUUCGUGUUGACUUCAAUGUCCCUAUGAAGGAUGGUGCCAUCACCAACAAUAACCGUAUUGUUCAAGCUCUUCCUACUGUUCAAUAUGCUCUUGAUAAUGGUGCAUCUGCUGUCAUCUUGAUGUCUCACCUCGGUCGCCCUAACGGUGAAGUUGUUGAAAAGUACUCUCUCAAGCCUGUUGCUACCGAAGUAGAAAAACUCUUGAAGAAGCCUGUUCAAUUCCUCAGCGACUGUGUUGGCCCCGAAGUUGAAAAGGCCUGUCAAUCUGCCACUGGUGGUAAGGUCAUUCUCUUGGAAAAUCUUCGUUUCCAUAUCGAAGAAGAAGGUUCUGCCAAGAAGGAUGGUCAAAAGGUCAAGGCCGAUCCUGAAGCUGUCCAAAAGUUCCGUGCUUCUUUGACUUCUCUUGCUGAUGUUUAUGUUAAUGAUGCCUUCGGUACUGCUCAUCGUGCUCACUCUUCUAUGGUCGGUGUUGACCUUCCUCAGCGCGCUGCUGGUUUCCUUAUGCAAAAGGAACUUGAAUACUUUGCCAAGGCUCUUGAGAACCCCUCUCGUCCUUUCCUUGCCAUUCUCGGUGGUGCCAAGGUCUCUGAUAAGAUUCAAUUAAUCGAAAACAUGCUUGAUAAGGUAAACGCUUUGAUUAUCUGUGGUGGUAUGGCUUUCACUUUCAAAAAGACUCUCAACAACGUCAAGAUCGGUACCUCACUUUUCGAUGAAGCUGGUUCCAAGUUGGUCGAUAACCUCGUCAAGAAGGCUGCUGAAAAGAAUGUCAAGCUCGUCUUCCCUGUCGACUUUAUCACUGCUGAUAAAUUUGAUGCUAAUGCCAAGACAGGCUAUGCUACCGAUGCUGACGGUAUUCCUGAUGACUGGAUGGGUCUUGACUGUGGUGAACAAUCUUCUAAAUUAUUCCGUGAGGAAAUCUUAAAGUCCAAGACUAUUGUCUGGAACGGUCCCUCUGGUGUAUUCGAAUUUGAUGCUUUUGCUAGCGGUACAAAAUCCGUCCUUGAAGCUGUUAUCGAAGCUACUAAGGAAGGCGCUACUACCAUCAUUGGUGGUGGUGAUACUGCCACUGCUGCUCUCAAGUGGGGUGCUGAAAAGAAGGUUUCUCACAUCUCUACAGGUGGUGGUGCCUCUCUUGAACUUCUUGAAGGCAAGGAACUCCCUGGUGUCACUGCUCUUUCCAGCAAGAACUGAAUCCGUAGCAACGAUAUCUCUAAUAAUAAGAAAGCAUUCACUUGUUUGUUGUAAAAGCAUAUUUGCAUAUACAUACUUCAUUCUUACAGAAAUAAAACAUCUGUAUUCAUGUACAAAAUAACGCCAUUGACUAUCCAGAUUUAUAUUCUAUCUUGGAGAAAGAACCCUAAAAGGUUAUAGUGAUCUUAUACGUUAAAGUGAUAGCAGUAAUCUAAAACAUGAUAUGAAAGUCAAUUUUGCCUACUUACAGCAUAUCAAAUCGAACCUGUUCUACCGUCAAUGUUUCCUCAAAUGGCUACUAAAACUGCUCCAUUGCCGUUCAAUACCGUAUUUCAGGUACAUACUAUCUUUUGUCCCUUGGAUUAAAAUGAAAAAGAUAUAAUCAUUUAUUAAUAAGAUAAAAUCCUAUAUCAUGACAAUUAAACAAAUGAACAAACAAUAAUAACCUUACCUAGUUACUUUGGAAUUAUAAAA
Rhizopus microsporus ATCC 52813 is the source of this 1740-nucleotide messenger RNA. Its product is annotated as 3-phosphoglycerate kinase. Lineage: Eukaryota; Fungi; Mucoromycota; Mucoromycetes; Mucorales; Rhizopodaceae. Gene Ontology annotation, biological process: glycolytic process; gluconeogenesis. Gene Ontology annotation, cellular component: cytosol. Gene Ontology annotation, molecular function: phosphoglycerate kinase activity; ADP binding; ATP binding. The coding region runs from base 16 to 1266 and encodes 416 amino acids. The transcript has 3 exons. The record is from RefSeq and is a predicted model, not a curated record.